AUGGACGCCGCCGAAGGCCAAGGACGGGUCAGCCCACGCAUCCCACCUGUGGGCGAUCCCGCCAGCGACAACAUGGACGGCCGUAUGGACGUGACGCCCGCCUCCUUUGUCCCCGCCGCCGCACCAUCAUCCCACGAGGACGAGGACUUUAGGGAGAGCGAUCGCUGGCGGCUCCAUAGCGACACGUCUACGAUAUCUAGCAGGGUCACCACGCCUGAUCCCAUCGUGUCUAGCCCACCGCUGACCCCCUUUGCCUCGGCUGGCAGUCGGACGCCUCUCCCCGGCAGGACCUCCGAUGUCUUCUCUCCGCUUCCUCUCCUCCCCCCGGCUCUUCCUCCGCCUUCGCGGCGAGGUGCGGAAUGGGGCCGUGGAAGAGGCCGUGGCGGAGCAAGGGGAGUAAGUCGACUUGUGCCGAGGAGCCUGAGCGGCGCUGCCGGAUACCAUCACCCGAGCCCGGUUUUAUCUCGACAAGACCCAUCUCAACUUCCGUCGUCUCCUCGCAUUACCGGCAUGGCUCAGGCGUCACCGUCCUUUCCAUUGCUCUCCGGAAUGGGCAGUACCGAUGAUGGCCACAGAGCUCGACAUCGUGGUGUCCCUCCUCAUCCGCCGCCUCCGCCUCCACCACCACUCAACUCGCCUCCUCUAACAUCUUCAUCUUUCUUUUCUAGUCUUCCAACGACAAGCGGACCGGAUCUAAGCCUAGCUGACCAGACACUCCCAUCACCAUCUUCUCUAGUUUCACGAGCGUCACUCAGCACGCAACAUCUGGUCCAGUCUGCUUCCGGCUUUUCAGUCAGCAAUUACGUGCGGCCGCGACCCUCUCGAGGCAGACGGAACUCGGGACGGUCGGGUCGUCGCCGCAGCAAUAGCCCUGAAGAUGAAGCACUGACUUUCACAUUGACUAGACCUGGAGAUGACGAGACAUGGAGCUCUUCGUCCUCUUCUUCCUCAUCCAAUGAAGACCCAAUCGCCUACCGUAAUGCUCGGCAAUUUCCGCCACAGCUGCCGGCUGGUCGGUCCUUUGGUUCGUUAGGCCGGCAGAGCAGAUCGUCAGCAGCCAACCAAAUCACAGCAUGGGUAUCGCAAUACGAAAAGUCAAGGAGUCCAACGAGAUCUCGAUCGAGAUUAGGUGACAUUUCUGCAGUUCUGCAUCCUACCGACACGGAGUCCCACCUGGAGGGCUCCGUGCAAUCCAACGACUCAUCGCACGGCGAAAUAGAGACGCUAUGGCAGCAACUGAAAGAAAAGCGGGCUAAGCUGAGCGGCACGCGGGCCGAGAUGCGGUCGAGGAGAAAAGAGCUACGGGAAAAGAGACGCGAGAAGGAUGCCGCCGACAACACGUUCAUGAGUGUCGUCAGGCCUGUGCUGAUCAGUCAAGGAGAGCCGUUCCAAGCCCCUACAGAGCUGUUGCAGUUGCGCCUCGAGAAAAUGCAGCAGCUGAGAGAUGAUUAUCAAGUUUUGGAGUCCAACUAUGAGGCUCUGGAGGCCAUGCUGGACGAAGAAGAACGUGACCUGAGCAUCCUUGAGACUCGCUUCUUUAGCAUCCUGGCGGCUGAGCAAACCAAAGAGGAGCGCCAGCCAGACGUUUUCAGCGAUUCUGGCGCUGCCAGAUUCAACAUUGACCAGGCAGAGAUACCGUACGAGCUCAGGGGCAUUUCUCCGUUCGGCCCUGCUGAAGAUCCCCAUCCGCUGUAUGUCGACUUGACAUCAGCGGUGGGCUACCUAGGGAACGCCCGCGACGAAUAUGCAGACCUGCUCUCUACUCGAGAACAAUACGAGGAAGAACAGCAGUUGAAGAAGACCACCAACCAGAAGGCCUCGGACGAAUCGGACAUGAAGGAGUUCUUUGACGAGUUUCCGUCCGAAGAGCUACGGAUGCAUGGCGUGGUGGUCAGCCUAGAAGCUCGGGUCGAUCAACUCCGGAAGAUGUGCGAGGAGAAGGGAGUCAUGAAGAAGCACAUGUCCAUCAAGAUGGAAUAUGCGCUAAAUCCGCAGGUCAAAUACGAGGAUCUGGAUCUGGACGACGAGCAUACGAUUCUGAGCAGCCGCAAGACACUGGGCCAUGCCGAGUUCAACGAAUUACUUUCCCAGCCAGACCAUGUGCUAGCUGAUGAGCCGCUCACCCCGCUGGGUGCGCUCAAAGCAGCCAUUCGACUCCCGAACCACCAUCCAGACAAGGGUGUGAGGAAGAGACUGGCUUCCAAGGAGUAUGCCAUUGACAACCUCAUGCGGGACUGCGACGGUGGGAAGAAGGCUGAUUAUGUGAAUCGAUGGCUUCUUCACCAGCUGCGGCUGUCUCCCCUCAACGCUGUGCUGCUGCGAUCCACCUUCCAGGCCAGCCGGUCUUUGAAGAUUCGAGAUAUGUGGCGCUGGCAAUGCGAUGUGAUGCAUUACUGGUGGCGCGACAGCACCAUGUCGCUGACGGAUGGCUUCUUCAAGCCCAUCACCAGCGACAAUUCGGACUAUUCCUCUCGCCAAGGAUCGCUGCUGCAGCUCUCGCGGGCAGCAUCCGACGGCGGUCCCCGGCACAUCUAUCAAAAACAUGAGCCCGUGGACAAUAGCGAUGCCAUGACCGAAUAUGGCUGA
Molecule: messenger RNA, 2586 nt
Organism: Trichoderma citrinoviride
Lineage: Eukaryota; Fungi; Ascomycota; Sordariomycetes; Hypocreales; Hypocreaceae
Exons: 1
Coding region: 1-2586 (861 amino acids)
Source: RefSeq, a predicted model, not a curated record